AUGGUAUCAAAUGGUAAAGUGGUAACGACGAUGCUGAAGGCACGAUACGGAAGCGAUGUGCGUAAAAUGACCAUCCAUCAUAGCGACGAUAUGUCAUACAAUGAUCUUGUUUUAAUGAUGCAACGAAUAUUCAAGCUUCAAAGUUCAGUAAACAUAUCGUUAAAAUACAAGGAUGAAGAUGGUGAUUAUAUAACUUUGGCAGAUGAUACCGACUUGUUAUUGGCACUUCAAACGGAAACAAAACUUUCGAUAAUCGUUUUAAGUGAUGAAACUGAUUUUACGCAGGCAAUGAAACUAGAGCAUCAAUUAGAAAUGGUACGUGAUACAGCCGCAUCUGUUUUGGAAAUGUUGAAGGCAAUUAAAAUUGGUGCCAAAAUGAAUAAAUAUGAAAUCAUCAGAGAAUGUAACGAUAAGUUAAUGAAAAAUAACGAAUCGGUUGCAACAAUACAGCCAUCUGUCCAUGAACAGGUAAAUAACUUAACGUCGACUUACGGUGCAUCUCUUUCGGGUAAAAUUGAUUCACCCAGCAAAGAUGCUUCUCACAGAAAGCUAUUGGAUGGCAUAUCACUACCGCCAAAUGCUCCACUUGAUGUGCAGAAUUCGCAGUCAGUUGGACACUCAACAUCGUCAAGAGAAGGUUCACAUAGUGAACCGAAUACAGAAAUUGAUAUAUCAUCCAGUGCUCAUCUCAUAACUUCAUCAUUUCCUCCUGCACAAAAUGAAGCGGGUGAUCGUAUUCCCCCAGCACCAGUUCCGAAUUCGUUAUUACCUCAAGCUGUAUCGUCUCAUUUAGUACCAUCAGCACCAAUAGGUGGACUACCGCCGUUGCCACAUCAAACACAAUUGCCAGCAAUGAAUACAUUCGGUCAACAGCAACAGCCAAAUACACCAAUUUCUGCUCCACAAUCGGAAUAUCGCUUUGGCAUGCCACCCGUAGGUCAAAAUAUGCCAUCUUUUGGUGUCCCAGCUUCGCAGCCACAACAGCAGCAACAGCAACAGUAUCAGCAACAACCAUAUGGUAAUAUGACUAGUGCUAAUGCAUUACCGCAGCCACCUCAACAGGUACCACUACAUGUUCCACCAACCACUAUGCCCAGUACACUACCGCCACCAGCAUCAUCGAUGCCGGGUCCUGGCCUGCCACCGACUUCCGGAUUCGAUCCGCCACCAACUUCUUUCGGUACACAAAUCUCAAUAGCUAGUACUAUGAUGCAGUCGCAAACUCCACCGCAGCAAAUGCCCUAUUCAGCAAGCCCAACACCGCAUCAGAAUUUCAGUCCAGCGAUAGCAAGACCAGGUAUGCCACCGCAAUCGAUAGUUCCUCCACCAUCAUCAAUUGCACCUCUUGGCAGUUUUGAUCGCAAUUCACCAGCGACAUCUGUUGCACAUCCCCCUACAGGUCUGCCACCAACGAUGACAUUUGGUGCUGCUGUUCCAGGUGCUCCAAAUCCAUUUGCACGUGGUACACAGCCUUUGCAUCACAUGCGUUUCCCGUUGCAGCCAUCCGGAUAUUGA
This is a messenger RNA of Acanthocheilonema viteae, 1515 nucleotides long. The record is from the annotation of a GenBank genome assembly. Lineage: Eukaryota; Metazoa; Nematoda; Chromadorea; Rhabditida; Onchocercidae.